Molecule: messenger RNA, 618 nt
Organism: Filobasidium floriforme
Lineage: Eukaryota; Fungi; Basidiomycota; Tremellomycetes; Filobasidiales; Filobasidiaceae
Exons: 3
Coding region: 1-618 (205 amino acids)
Source: RefSeq, a predicted model, not a curated record
AUGAACUCUUCCUUCCACAAUGUCGAAUCCCGCCCGGAUAUCACUGCUCCCGUGUGGACCAACGCGGAUGCCUGGGCGUUGAUGAACGAUGAAUGGAGGGUGAGGAGUCGUGAGGGAAACCGCUGCUUCCCUCUACCGGAAUGGAAACAACGCUUUCUAUUCGAACUAUUCCUCGCCGUCCGAACGAUCCUCCGGGAUAUAUUCGGAUUCUAUAUUCCCUUUCCCGGUACCGGCGCGGUCUUGGGUUUCCCGGGGGACGUCUACAGUCUCCUCGAUCGCAUCCUGUUUCAGGUUGCGAGGAGCCAGGACCCCUGGCGCAAGGAGGCGUGGCUCUUCUCCUUCACGCUUCUUUUGACGAGCGUGGCAGGGUGGGCGAAGGUUCCCGAGGCAGAGAUCGAACUGUCGUUGGGUUGGAUGCUGGAGUAUGGGAGGAACCAUCUCUACUCUCUCCCGCGGCCAUCGUCCGAAGGCACGGAGCUUCUAAGAACCCCUCUGUUCCGUACCGUUCUCAAGGAGGAGACCGAUGCUCGGUAUGCCGAGUUUUUGCGAUGGCGGUCGGUGCUGUCCCCUAGGGAUAUCCUCAUCAUAUCCCACAUGACCCAGCUCCCGCUAGCGUGA